Molecule: messenger RNA, 860 nt
Organism: Gopherus flavomarginatus (Mexican gopher tortoise)
Lineage: Eukaryota; Metazoa; Chordata; Testudines; Testudinidae
Exons: 4
Coding region: 12-860 (282 amino acids)
Source: RefSeq, a predicted model, not a curated record
AAACAGGAACCAUGACUUCUAAGGCAAAAAUUGGCGCCGAAGAACAAAUCAAAGAAGCUGAACACAGGCGACAGAUGGAGAUGAAAGAAAAGGAAGAAAGCAUGAAACUGGCAGCCUUCCAAAGAGAACAGGCAGCCCAAGAGGCAGCACACAAAAGAAAACUAGAAGAAGAAGAGGUGGCCUACCGAAGGAAACAAGCAGAAGAUGAGUUGGCCCACCGCCGAGAAAUGGAAAAACAACAAAAAGAGAAUGAAGAGAAGGAAAAACAGAGAAAACAUGAACUGGACUUGGCAAAAGCUGGGCUGCCUGUGCCAGCCAACCCUAACAACCCGGCGCCAAAUAUUGCUCCACAGAACAGGAAAUUUCCCACCUACAAGGCAGGUGAUGACACCGAGGCCUUCUUGGAAAAUUUUGAAAGAGCCUGUCUUGGGUACAACAUCCCCGAGGACCAGUACAUGGUAGAAUUGAGGUCACAGCUCAGUGGACCUUUAGCAGAGGUGGCAGCUGAAAUGCCUAAGCAGCAAAUGAAUGACUAUAAACUUUUUCAAACCAAGGCCAGAUACAGAAUGGGGAUAACCCCAGAUCAUGCCCGUCGGCGCUUCAGAACCCAAAAGUGGAAACCAGAGGUGUCAUUUCCCAAACACGCCUACUACAUUGCAAAAAACUAUGAGUAUUUCCUGAGCUGUGACUCUGAUGACGAUGACUUGGUGUCUUCCUUGCUGUGUGCCAUGGAAAGAAACAAUUCAAGAUUACUGUUGGCAUUCACGGAACAUCUGCACAUGGUGGACCAUCGGCUCUGGGUUCGAGAAACAAGAACUGACUGGUGGGAUUGCAUCAUUAUGCAGCAAUUGGGAUCAUGA